UUCCUCAACAGCUUUCAAUAUAAAUAGACCAAUUCUCAGUGGAGGGAAUUAUUAUUCACAAACUUUUUAGUCCUUGGUGACCAGAGGUAAAACAGUGUUUUGCCUUAACGAAUAGAAUUAUCUUUGUAAUAAUACCGCUUACUCUGGGAAGGAAAAAACGUACUGGGGCGACGCUACUUAAAAGAAACGUUGCCAAGAAAUUAACCGAGUCAACAAACAUGAAAGAAGAAGUUUGUUCGGCCAUCAAGUUCCUCUCGGAGGUUCUUUCAAGGAACUCUAAAGUAAACCAAGAACAGAUUCAAAAAUUUAAGGACACAUUAGAACAAUUAAUCACUGCGAGAUUCGAGAACCACUGGCAUCCGAAGAAGCCGUUGAAGGGAAAUGCAUUUAGAUGCAUCAACAUCGAUGAGCUAACAGGCAUCGACCCAGUGUUACUGACAGCGACGAAGGCGAGUGGAAUAUCACCUUUAGUUCUGUUAGAGCUCUUCCCAGGCGGACUAGCAUUGUGGAUUGACCCAGGAGAUGUGUCUUGUAGAAUAGGAAAAGGUUCGAUUUGUCCGAUUUAUUGUAAAAUCCCUCAACAACAACACCAUCAGCCGCACCAGCAAUUUACUAAUCACUCUCAAAGGCAUCUUCAACCCUUUUACUUCAACACGGAUUAUCGUCAAUGCUCGCAGUUCAACAAUAAGCAGAUACUUUCCACAAGAAGCGUUAAUAACAAGGAAAACUUCGAUAAGUAUCAUUGGAUCAGCAAGGACUAUUUUAAAAGACCAACGGAGGUAUUUUAAAGCCAUAGAGAUAACUCUGAACACAUGAUCCACCAACCCAUUGGACCGGACUUGCAUCGCGUUUGCCAUACACACGAACUUUUAAAUUACGUUUAGAGUAGAAUGUUUUUAAUGUUUCUUGUACAUAGCUAAACAUUUUCUAUGUACAGAAUUAUCUUCGAAUUUAUUAGGGCUGGUGAAUGGAAGAAUUUUUACGUCUAUUUUACGCCACUUACUGGGAAUGGUUUAAUUAAAUUUGUAAAUUUGUACAUGUACAAUUGUGAAAUAGAUUACGGAGCUUCGCAAGGAGCGGAAUUGGAAAGAAAUUAGCCCAGAGUUUCAUAUUUUGUACUGAUACAAGAGUUCUGUGUCGCAUAGUUUAAUAAAAAUAUUAAUUUGUUGAAAUAUUA
This is a messenger RNA of Pocillopora verrucosa, 1177 nucleotides long. RefSeq names its product protein BTG2-like. Gene Ontology annotation, biological process: negative regulation of cell population proliferation; negative regulation of mitotic cell cycle. Gene Ontology annotation, cellular component: nucleus; cytoplasm. NCBI's taxonomy places the organism in Eukaryota, Metazoa, Cnidaria, Anthozoa, Scleractinia, Pocilloporidae. The record is from RefSeq and is a predicted model, not a curated record.